This is a messenger RNA of Aspergillus lentulus, 207 nucleotides long. NCBI's taxonomy places the organism in Eukaryota, Fungi, Ascomycota, Eurotiomycetes, Eurotiales, Aspergillaceae. The record is from RefSeq and is a predicted model, not a curated record.
AUGGCCAGUAAACACUACACUUGUUGGGUCUGCGAGGAGCGGGGGCACAUGGACUGGCAGUUUGUACAGGGAAAGGCGGCGGAGCUGGUGAUUUGGUGGAGGCUCGCGCUGCAGAUGUCGUUUCAGCAGCUGCUGGGCCAGCGUGGAGGUUUCCGUCGGGGUCGUGGUGGUGGCCAGGCCUUGCAUUGCCUCGCAGAGCUUGAUUAA